UUGAUGGGAAACGUAAAUAAAUAUUUAUAAUUUAAAAAGCUUAAAUUUAUAUUUCAUAGUGAGUUUAAUCAACUCUUGUGUUCACCGUUACUAUACUAAAUGCCUGAUGGGCUAAAUAUGUUUGUUCAUUAUGAAUUUCGCCCCUUUUAAUUAAAUAAGACAUACAUGAGGUAGUAAUUAAGACCAAAACGUACCAACGAAGAUUUAAGUAGGUAUAUGAAUAAAAUUUACUGUGGAAAAGGGCAAACAUUAUGCAUUUAGUCAUCUCAGAUUUCGUAUCUGGACUCAAAUCUCGCAAUUUUGACACCCGACACAAUGCUAUUCGAGAUCUUCUUCAUUACGUUCGAACAGAACUCAGAGAGCUUUCCCAAGAAGCUUUAACACAAGCUCUCGACGAAUUAAAUCAACAAAUUCACAUUUUAACAUCGGGUUAUGAUAAUAAUGAGAAAAAAGCUGGUAUACUAAUUAUAGUGUGCUUGAUAAGUGGAGAUAAUGACAUAAAUAAGACUAGAAUAUCACGCUAUGCUCAUUACUUAAGAAAUAUAUUCCCUACAAGUGAUACUAAUAUCUUGGAGUUAGCGUCCAAAACGAUGGGUCGUAUAACAGUAACACUUGGAAUAAAAAGAGGUGAAUUUGUUGAGAAUGAAAUCAAAAGAUCAUUUGAGUGGUUAGCAGAGGAUAGAAGUGAGUCCAAGAGACUAUCUGCUUGCUAUAUUUUAAAGGAAUUGGCGAUAGCUAUGCCUUCAUAUUUUUUCCAACACAUAAAUGGCUUCUUUAAUCAUAUUGUAAUUGCACUGAAAGAUCCAAAGGAGCAAAUAAGAGAAGUUGCAGCUAAGGCUUUAAGAGCUGCUUUUGUUGUAACAUCUCAAAGAGAAGUUCCAGGGCAGCAGAAAAGAGCUCAUUGGUAUAUACAGUGUUACGAAGAAGCAAUGUCUUCAUUCUGUGAUCAUAAUGCUAGAGACAGAGGUUUAAGUAGAGAUGACAAUGUUCAUGGAGCUCUCUUGAUAAUAAAUGAGCUAUUAAGAUGUGCUAACUCUUCUUGGGAAAAGGAGUACACAUCACUGAUGCAGAAACUAGAUGCUGGUCAAGAUACUUCAGAUGAAAUGUCUUCAUUUAAUUCUAAAUUACAAAGUACAUGGCAAUACCAAAACGACUCGGAAGAUAAAAUUCAGACUGUUGUAAUUCUAGAAUCAAGUAUAUGCAGGCAACUUAUUACGGAUAAAUAUGAUAAAAUUGCUAGUGAUGUUAUGGCUCAACAGAUCUCAAGGUCACAUAAUGUUCAUCAAAUGCUCCUCUUAGUUAUACCAAGACUAGCUGCUUUCAACCGUGAAUUAUUUGCAAAAAAACACCUUAAGUCGACUAUCAAUCACCUGAUUACAUUCUUAUGUGGUAAAGAAAAAGAAAAAGCAAUGGCUUUCACUACAUUAGGGUUAAUUUGUGUUGCCAUAAAAACCAAUAUUGAUCAGUAUCUAAACAGAAUAAUUGAGAUAAUCAAAUCAACACUGCCGAUCAAAGAUGCUUCUAAAAAGAAGAAUGGAAUCGAUACCUCUCUAUUUAAGUGUGUAACCUUGUUAGGAUUUGCAAUGAAGGAAAAUAUAGCGAGUGAGUUAAAGAUAUUAUUAGAUCCUAUGUGUGCGUCUGGCUUAAGUCCACAACUAACCACAUGUUUUAAGGAGCUAAGUCAAAAUGUCCCAUCAUUACAGAAAGAAAUAGCUAACAGACUGUUGAAUAUACUAUCGUUGAUAUUACGCAAAAAGCCAUAUCUCUUGAACACGAAUAGUGAUGUUCAGAAAAAUUAUAAUUUUUCGACUGCUGUGUAUAUGGAACCACAUGAUGCAGCUAAACUAGUUUUGGCUCUACGUACACUUGGUGCUUUUGAUUUUGAAUGGAAUAACACAAUGAUGUCCUUUAUAAGGAGAUGUACAGACCAUUAUUUGCAAAGCGAGCAGCAUGACGUCAGGUUGGAGUCGGUAAAAACGAUAGCCAGGCUGCUGAUAAAAGCUGUUGAUAGAUGUUCACAAACAAAUUCACAAACUUUGUAUGUGCUUGUUGAUGAAACUCUGGGUAAACUAAUUUCAGUGGGCCAAUCUGAUUUGAAUGACGAAUUUCGUCUUAAGGUUCUUGAAGUUUUCACAAAUCCUGUUUUUGACAAGUUUUUAGCAACUGAGGACCAUCUUAAGUGUCUAUUGAUCGCUAUUCAUGAUUCGAAUCCUGAUGUUUGCGAUGUGGCCCUAUGUAUAGUAAGCCGACUCAGCAACUUGAAUCCAAGCUUUACUACGCCUAUGUUGCGGCAACUAUUUGUACAAAUACUUCUAGAAUUGCAACAUUCAGAAUCUUCGCGUUGUAAAGAACAGUCAAUAAGAAUGCUGAAUAAUAUUAUAAUAAAUGCGCCGAUGCUUACAAGACAAUAUGCAGACACUAUCCUGAAUGUUUUAGUACCAAAGUUAAUGGAGGAUGAAAGCAGUUCAGUGAUGAUAUCAACAAUGCUUAAAGCCAUUGGUGAUUUAGCAGAAGUGAAUGGAAGUGGUGCUGCUUUGUCUCAAUGGAUACCACAGUUGAUGGCCAAACAUCUGGAAAUACUCUCUGAUGCAAACCAACAAGAAAAGAGAAGUGUUGCUCUGUGGUCAUUUGGACAGGUGAUAAGCGCCGAAGGAUGUGCUGUAACGCCGUACAUGAAUCAUCCAAAUUUGAUGGAUAUUCUUCUUAACUUUCUGAAAACCGAACAACAAAGUAGGGACAGAAGGGAGACGAUCCGCGUUUUAGGUUUGUUGGGUGCCUUGGACCCAUAUCAACAUCGGAUCAAUCAAGGACAUAUAGAUUUUCAGACCAUUUCUACACUUAUACCGAUUCCAGAAACUAUAGAUACAAUAGAAAACUUCGAUUCGAGCGUCAGUGAAAUGUUUGUAAGCAUGUCGCCGAUUGUUCUCGAUGAAUUUUAUCCCGCGAUUGCAGUGACGUCACUGAUGCGAAUAUUACGAGAUCCUCUUUUAGCACAGCAUCAUACUAGUGUUGUUCAUUCUGUAACAUUUAUAUUUCAAACUUUGGGAAUCAAAUGCGUGCCAUACAUAUCGCGAGUAACGCCGAGUCUUCUUUACGUAAUACGCAACACGGACAAUGAGAACUUCCGAGAAUUCCUAUUCACUCAAUUAGCUCAAUUGAUUUCGGUGGUGAAAAUACAUAUUCGGCCGUAUUUACAAGACAUUGUUGUUCUUAUACGCGAGUAUUGGACUCCAGACAGUCAAAUGCAGGCGACUAUAAUUCUAUUAUUGGAACAUAUCACAGUUGCAAUUGGUACUGAAUUCAAAGUGUACAUUAGAAAAAUUUUACCGAAUAUUUUGAGAGUAUUAAAGAAUGACAAAAGCAAGGACCGCAUUUUGACGGAGAAAAUGCUGCUAACUAUGCAAAAGUUCGAGAACAAUUUAGAUGAUGUUCUUUUAACGACGGUUCCGGCGAUCACGGCGUUGUUUUACGGCAGAAAUAUCCCAACCUCGAUAUCGAAACUGGCAAUGGAGACAAUUGAACAUUUAUCCAUACAUUUGUAUCUAAAACCUUAUUCUGCAGUCCUGAUACAAAGUGUUGUACGUGUCUUGGAGAACAAUCCAACCUUACGACAAACAGCGAUGAAUACACUUUGCGCUUUAAUAGUUCAGUUGGGACGGGACUAUAUAUAUUAUAUUAAUUCUGUCGAUAGAAUAAUAAUGAAGCAUAAAAUACAAUGUAUUAAUUAUAUCGUUUUGGUAUCGAGACUUCAAGUUACCUCAACACUUGCAUCUGAUGACGAUUAUUUAGCUGAAACUAGGUCCAGAUUGAGAAAUCGGAAGACUGAUGUGGUAAAGAAUGAUACACAAAAUAUUCAAAAAUUGGUACUGAAUACACAAAAUCUGCGAAAAUGUUGGUCAGUGAAUAAUGUCAUAUCUAAAGAUGAUUGGUUGGAGUGGCUUCGUCAGUUUAGCAUUGGAUUACUGACGGAAUCAAAUAGUACAGCAAUUAGAGCAUGUGCAAGUUUAGCUCAAAACUACCCGCAACUGGCGAGUGAUUUGUUCAACGCAGCAUUUAUGUCAUGUUGGACUGAAUUGAGCGAACAGCUACGUGCGGAACUUGUAGUGUCCUUAGAGAGAGCACUCAGUGUAUCAGAUGCGCCUGAAUUAGCUCUUACUAUUUUGAAUCUUGCUGAGUUUUUGGAACAUUGCGACAAAGGCGCUUUACCUAUUUCAAUCAAGUUACUAGGUGAUACAGCUAUUAGUUGCCGAGCCUUUGCAAAGGCUCUUUAUUAUAAGGAAGAAGAAUAUAGGCGGGAUCCUUCCACACAGAUUGUAGAGGCACUUAUACAUAUAAACAAUAAAUUGCAACAGAAACAAUCUGCUAAUGGAUUGCUAGAGAAAGUAAUAGCGCAGAAAAAGAAUAGCGACCCAUCACUCAAUGUCCAUGUUAGAUGGUAUGAGAAACUACAUAACUGGGAAAAGGCUUUAGAUUUGUACAGUAAGAAAAUUGAAUUAGAAGCACAGGAUAACGAGUCCAAGUUAGGCAUGCUAAGAUGCUUAGAGGCUAUGGGAGAAUGGGGUAAACUAUAUAAUACUUUAACUGAGCAGUGGGAUAACAUGGCAGAUGAUAUCAAGAAAAACUCUGCGAAAAUGGCUGCAGCUGCUUCGUGGGGACUACAAGAAUGGGAUUCAAUGAAAAAGUUUGUUGACUGUGUUCAUGAAGAUACGCAGGAUGGUGCCUUUUACAGAGCAGUACUCGCUAUUCGUGAGGGAAAUUGGGCAGAUUCAAGACAUUACAUCGAUUCUGCAAGGACACUGUUAGAUGGAGAAAUAUCAGCUGUUAUUGGCGAAAGCUAUCAAAGAGCUUAUAGUGCACUUGUGAAUGCUCAGAUGUUAACUGAACUAGAAGAAGUGGUUACAUUUAAGCUUGUCGAAGAUCGGCGGGCAACGAUGCGAAAAAUGUGGUGGGCCAGGCUACAGGGGGGUCAACCUCUGGUUGAAGAUUGGAGGAAAAUACUCCAAAUUCGUAGUCUCGUUUUGACUCACGAAGAAGACAGCCAAGCCUGGCUUAAGUUCUCAUCCCUGUGCAGAAAAACUGGUUCAGUAAAUCAGGCCCAUAAAAUUGUAUUGUCGAUUCUCGGUUCUGAUCCUGUCACGAAUCCAGAUGUUUUGCUUGGAGCGCUGGAUCCACGGGUCAUAUUAGCCUACAGCAAAAAUAUAUGGGACGCUGGCAACAAGAGAUAUGCUUACGAGGUGCUACAACGGUUUGUAGACAAUACUGAAGCCGACGGCGAAGAACAGUGCAGAUUACUCGCGCGGUGUCAUCUAAAACUCGGAUCUUGGUGUGAAUCCUUGCAAGAGAUAAAUGAAUUAUCUAUUCCGGAAAUUUUAAGGAACUACGCAGCAGCAACAUUCCUUUCUCCUGAUUGGUACAAGGCAUGCCAUGCCUGGGCUUGCAUGAACUUUGAAACUGUCUUAUUCUAUAAACAACAAGAUAAUUUAUCUGAGAGCAGUGUUGCGGGUGGUUCUGGUGAUAAGAAAGUGUCGAGAACAGAUUUUAUAAACACGUACACAAUUCCAGCAAUAGAAGGGUUCUUUAAAUCGAUAAGUUUAUCGAAUGGAAACUCUUUACAAGAUACAUUGAGACUGUUGACUUUAUGGUUCGAUCACGGGCAUCAUCCUGCUAUCUACGACGCGUUGUUCGAAGGUACAAGACAAAUCGAUGUUAAGAUCUGGUUGCAAGUAAUACCGCAGCUGAUUGCGCGAAUAGAUUCUCCAAGAAGUCUCGUUGCCAAAUUAGUGCAUAUUCUUUUGAUAGAUAUUGGAAAAAUGCACCCACAAGCGUUGGUCUAUCCACUUACAGUCGCCACAAAGUCCUCAUUUGUGACACGGAAAAACGCGGCGAAUUAUUUACUGAAGAUUAUGUGCACACAUUCGCAAACAUUAGUUGGAGAGGCAGCUAUAAUAUCCGAGGAGUUGAUAAAUAUUGCAAUGUUAUGGCAUGAUCAGGUCUACACAGCCUUAGAAGAUGCGUCAAGGUUGUACUUUAGUGAAAAGGAUUACCGCGGCAUGUUUAGGACUCUUGAGAAGAUGCACGCUAUGUUGGAUAGACCUCCGAAAACGUUGAAGGAAGUCUCCUUUCUACAGAUGUAUGGGAGGGAUCUGCAAGAGGCGCAAAGGUGGUGUGAGCUCUAUAAGGAGACGAAUGAAGAUCGUUACUUAAACUCGGCGUGGGAUCUAUACUGCCACGUGGUGCGUCGUAUUGGCGCGCAGUUCCGGAUCCACACGUCUCUGGAGCUCCAGUACGUGAGCAAGCGGCUGCACACGUGUCGGGAUCUGGAGUUGGCUGUUCCAGGCUCGUACGUGCCCAACGAACCCGUCAUCAGGAUAUCUAACAUACACAGCCAGCUGCAGAUUAUAAAGUCCAAACAGCGUCCACGCCGCCUAGUGAUACAAGGGUCAGAUGGUCGGCAGUACAUGUUCCUCCUCAAAGGUCACGAGGACUUGCGGCAGGAUGAACGGGUGAUGCAGCUCUUCGGCCUCGUCAACACGCUGCUGCAAGCAGACUCUAACACGUACAGACACGACCUGGCCAUACAGAGAUACGCUGUGAUACCGCUGUCGCCGAACUCUGGGCUAAUCGGCUGGGUUCCGCAAUGCGAUACUCUCUAUAACCUAGUGAGUGACUACAGAGACAAGAAGUCCAAUAAAAUGACGCUCAACACCGAACAACAGAUCAUGAUGAAGAUGGCUUCCGAUUAUCAGAAACUCAUGUUGGUGCAUAAGGUGGAAGUUUUUGAAUAUACUCUAUCACAGACGCCGGGAAAUGAUCUGGCUCGACUGUUGUGGCUAAAGAGUCCUUCGGCAGAAUCUUGGUUCGAACGCCGCACCAACUACACCCGCUCCCUGGCAGUGAUGAGCAUGGUCGGUUAUAUCCUGGGUCUGGGAGACAGGCAUCCCUCGAACAUCAUGCUGCAUAAAGUCACGGGGAAGGUCUUGCAUAUAGACUUUGGCGAUUGCUUCGAAGUGACCCAGACGCGAGAACGGUUCCCUGAAAAGAUCCCGUUUAGGUUGACGAGGAUGUUGAUAAAUGCUAUGGAGGUAACGGGUAUCGAAGGCACUUACCGCUUUGCGUGCGAAUCUGUAAUGCACGUGCUGCACAAGCACAGAGAUAGCGUCAUGGCGGUCCUAGAGGCGUUUGUCUAUGACCCCUUACUCAACUGGCGACUCAUAGAUAACGACAAACAUUCCCUAUCGGAAUCCACUUUCUCAUCAGACAGUGAUACAUCCUACUCUUUGCCGAGCAGAAGUCGCAACCAACUCCAUUACGAGUCGUUAGAAAUGCCUCCUGAAUCCAAUCUUAACAAGCGAGCUUUGGCCAUUUUGAAUAGGAUCAGAGAUAAGUUGACUGGACGGGACUUCCCCCAUAUCGAGGCGGUUGUGAGCGUACCCAAACAGGUCGACCUUCUCAUCACUAUGGCUACUAAUAAUGAGAAUUUGUGCCAGUGUUACAUAGGAUGGUGCCCAUUUUGGUAAUGCGAAAUCUUUGCUGUCAAGAAAAUAAAUGUUACGCGUGAGGAGGGUUUAGAAAACAAGUAUAAUUUCGCACAUAAUUAAUUAUUACAUGUAGCAACACUCAGAAAUAUACUGUUGUUCAUUGGCCUAUAGAUUUGCAUCCCGUGCCACUAAAUAAAUAAAAAAAAAGAUUUUCUCAGAUUUUAGACACGUAAAACUCAGCUGAGAUCAACCUUCAAGUGGAAAUCUAUGAAUGAUUUUUGCGAUAUGCGGUCUUGUUAACCUAUUUGGUAUGAGAAACGGAACGCAUUUUUACACACGUGACAGGAAAUUGUACAAACACGUACAAGACUUGUAGUUAGAGAAUUGUAGUGUCGCUCAGAAUUUUUGGGUUUUCAAAUCCUGAGCGGCACUGCAUUGUACUGGGCAAGGCGUUUCAAUUGCCAUCAGCUGUACGCCCUGCUCGUCUAGUCCCUCUUUUUCAUAAAAAAAACCUAACUACGGCGAUGUGUGUAUUAAACGGGAAUUUUAAAACGUCAAAAUACAGCUGUUAUGAUGACGCAAGGAAUUGUUGAUCUCCUCAUUGUUAGGCAAGUCUGAGUUUUUCUUAAGUCGUCGUUAUGGUGUACUUAAGCUUAAGAUUAGCUCGCACUCAAAGCAAUGUUUAUAAAAAUGGACUGCGACCUAACUCUCUAGAUUAGUCUGAGUAAGCUCUAUAGAUCUCAGCCUAAUACUGUUCACCAAUAACACAUUAGUAUCGCUGUGAAUAUUCAUUUUUAUUGCUCAAUUGAAUGAAUAAAUGAAUGAAUCAAGGCUGCUUCCAUUUAAAAUAUACAAAUUAGCAUACGGUCUCGAAUGUUCUCGAACAGUCGGUAACAAGACAGAAAAACAUGUUUUUGUAAACAAUAUGUUAUUUUUUUUAAGUGAUACCCUGACUUCUGGGAUUAAUUAAAUUAAAUUUGUAACUAUCAAAA
Messenger RNA from Leptidea sinapis, 8470 nucleotides. It is a transcript of the gene TOR1, whose product is annotated as serine/threonine-protein kinase Tor-like. Bases 252 to 7517 code for a protein of 2421 amino acids. The transcript is spliced from 11 exons. Gene Ontology annotation, molecular function: protein binding; protein-containing complex binding; protein serine/threonine kinase activity. Gene Ontology annotation, biological process: negative regulation of macroautophagy; TOR signaling; protein phosphorylation. The record is from RefSeq and is a predicted model, not a curated record. Gene Ontology annotation, cellular component: nucleus; TORC2 complex; TORC1 complex. NCBI's taxonomy places the organism in Eukaryota, Metazoa, Arthropoda, Insecta, Lepidoptera, Pieridae.